This is a messenger RNA of Pistacia vera, 846 nucleotides long. Its product is annotated as probable isoaspartyl peptidase/L-asparaginase 3. Gene Ontology annotation, biological process: protein deglycosylation. The record is from RefSeq and is a predicted model, not a curated record. Lineage: Eukaryota; Viridiplantae; Streptophyta; Magnoliopsida; Sapindales; Anacardiaceae. Gene Ontology annotation, molecular function: N4-(beta-N-acetylglucosaminyl)-L-asparaginase activity. The transcript has 6 exons. Bases 1 to 846 code for a protein of 281 amino acids.
AUGUCCACAAUCAAACUCCUCUUUCUAUUCACAUUCUUCUCUUCCUUGAUUUUAGGAUAUGAAGAUGGGAUUUCAGGGAAGUACCCAAUCGUGGUGAGUACGUGGCCUUUUGUAGAAGCUGUGAGAGCUGCUUGGAGGGCUGUUGAUGCUGGCUUUUCCGCUGUUGAUGCUGUCGUUGAGGGUUGUUCUGCUUGUGAAGAUUUGAGGUGCGAUGGUACAGUGGGUCCUGGUGGAAGUCCAGAUGAGAAUGGAGAAACUACAAUUGAUGCUCUGAUUAUGAAUGGGGUGACAAUGGAGAUUGGAGCUGUAGCUGCCAUGAGGUAUGUGAAAGAUGGCAUUAGAGCUGCAAGAUUAGUGAUGGAACAUACUAAGCACACUCUCCUUGUUGGGGAGAAGGCAUCAGCCUUUGCCAUUGCGAUGGGUCUCCCAGGUCCCUCAAACCUUAGCUCGACAGAGUCUAUUGAGACGUGGAAUAAAUGGAAAGAGAAUGGUUGCCAACCUAAUUUUUGGAAAAAUGUUAUACCUCUAAACGGUUGUGGUCCUUAUCAUCCGAAGGGUGCAAAUGGCUUCAGUGAGGGGGGUUACUCCAAAGCCAAUUUGAUGGGAGUUAUUGAAUCAAGGUCAUCUCAUUUUGGUCUUCACAGCCAUGACACCAUUUCAAUGGCUGUUAUCGAUAAAAUGGGACAUGUUGCUGUUGGCACAUCAACUAAUGGAGCUACUUUUAAGAUCCCUGGCAGGGUGGGUGAUGGACCCAUUGCUGGAUCUUCAUCAUAUGCUGAUGAUGAGGUUGGUGCUUGUGGGGCAACUGGUGAUGGUGACAUCAUGAUGCGCUUCCUUCCCUGGUAA